Punctularia strigosozonata HHB-11173 SS5 is the source of this 3755-nucleotide messenger RNA. Its product is annotated as cysteine proteinase. Lineage: Eukaryota; Fungi; Basidiomycota; Agaricomycetes; Corticiales; Punctulariaceae. Gene Ontology annotation, cellular component: cytosol; nucleus. The record is from RefSeq and is a predicted model, not a curated record. Gene Ontology annotation, molecular function: protein binding; cysteine-type endopeptidase activity; cysteine-type deubiquitinase activity. The coding region runs from base 167 to 3469 and encodes 1100 amino acids. Gene Ontology annotation, biological process: regulation of protein stability; protein deubiquitination. The transcript has 19 exons.
UUUGUCACGCCCUCCAUUACGUUCUCAGCCGCGUCUACCUGCACUACGCUCUCCCGUACCCAAGAUCGCCCUGAUAUACCUUACAAAUCCCUUAGUUGCAUGAUACAACGCUCGCCCGCGUGCUAGCCUCUACCAUUUGUUUGGAAUCCUUGCCCAGGAAAGUACCAUGGAUGUUCUAGAUGAGAAGACGAACGGCGGACCGCCCAUGGAGGUGGACGAGAUUGUCUCCGUGAGGGAUGAGGAGGCGUUCGCGGCGAAGCACAUGCCUGAUCUCGGACACGAAGUGAAGGAAAUGAAAGUAUUCCACUGGAGGUUGACGAACUGGAAGAAGUUGGAGAAGAAGCUCACCAGUCCCGAGUUCGAGUGUGGCGGGCAUAAGUGGCGAAUAUUGCUCUUUCCCUUCGGCAACUCGAACGCACCGCCGAACGAUACCGUGUCCGUAUAUCUUGACUACGCGAACCCAAAAGGCGCGCCCGAAGGCUGGCAUGCCUGCGCCCAGUUCGCGCUGGUUAUCUCCAACAUUCACGACCCCACGAUCUACACAGUCAGCCAUGCGCAUCACCGCUUCAUCGCCGAGGAAUGUGAUUGGGGCUUCACCCGCUUCAGCGAGCUGCGGAAACUCUUCACCGUCGCUGAAGGGCACACACGUCCGACAAUCGAAGAUGACUCCGCCGAGGUGUCCGUCUUCGUCCGUGUCCUGGAAGAUCCGACUGGUGUGUUAUGGCACAACUUCGUCAACUACGACUCGAAGAAGGAGACCGGAUAUGUUGGCUUGAAGAACCAGGGUGCCACUUGCUACAUGAACUCGCUAUUGCAGUCGCUGUAUUGCACACGAUAUUUCCGACGAGCCGUCUACCAAAUACCUACAGAGGAUGAUCACCCAACGGAAAGCGUACCUUUAGCAUUACAACGAGUGUUCUAUCACCUGCAAACAUCGGAUCAACCUGUCGGAACCACGGAGUUGACUAAGUCCUUUGGAUGGAAAUCGCUCGAUUCCUUCUUGCAACACGACGUACAAGAGUUCAACAGAGUGCUGCAGGAUAAAUUAGAGGCGAAAAUGAAGGGCACGAAAGCAGAAGGUGCCAUCCCCAAGCUUUUUGUCGGGAAGAUGAAAAGCUACAUCAAAUGUGUCAAUGUCGACUACGAGUCCUCCAGGGUUGAGGAGUUCAAUGACAUAUCACUCAACGUGAAGGGCAUGAAGAAUCUGUACGAGUCCUUCAAAGACUACGUAGCUGUCGAAACCUUGGAUGGAGAGAACAAGUACCAAGCGGAAGGGUAUGGACUUCAGGAUGCCAAGAAGGGUAUCAUAUUCCAGUCCUUCCCGCCCGUCCUCCAUCUGCAGCUCAAGCGUUUCGAGUACGACAUUCAACGCGAUGCCAUGGUCAAGAUUAACGACAGGCACGAGUUCCCGUUCGAGAUCGACCUGGCCGAGUUCCUCGACGAGACCGCGGAUAAGUCCCAAUCAUGGGUCUACAAGCUGCACGGCGUCCUCGUUCACUCUGGAGAUCUUCAUGGUGGCCAUUACUUCGCCCUCAUCAAGCCUGAUCCGGAAACUCGGUGGUUGAAAUUCGACGAUGAUCGGGUGACGCCGGUGACGGAUCGGGAAGUACUAGAGGAAAACUAUGGCGGCGAAGCGAUGAACGGCAUUCCGACGGUUCAGCGGAACCAAGUGAGGGCCAUGAAGCGGUUCACGAACGCAUACAUGCUGGUAUACAUCCGGGAAAGUGCUAUUCCCGAAGUGCUAGCCCCCUUCACGGAGGAGGACACGCCAGCCCAUCUCAAACGACGGUUGGACGAAGAACGCUUGCAAAUGGAGGCCAAGAAGAGGGAACGCGAGGAACAGCACCUGUUCCUCACUGCCAAGGUCAUCACCGAUGAGACCUUCUCACACCACGAAGGCUUCGACCUCGCCACGUUCGACGAGAAGAACUGGCCACCAUCCGAUCUCCCCAGUUUCCGUGUCUUGAAGACCGAGACGUACAGCACGUUCAAGAGCCGCGUCGCCCAACAUUUCACUAUCCCUGAGAACCAAAUCAGAUUAUGGGUGCUGGUAAACCGGCAGAACAAGACUGUCCGCCCUGAUACUUCAAUCCCCGACAACGAGCCGUCACUGAAUGUGGAGCUCAUUCGGAACAACAUGGCCGCAAGGCAGAAUGACCUACGGCUCUACCUCGACAUCAUCCCAGAUCCCGCAAAGCCCGAGAUACCACCUGGCCACAUCAUGAUCUUCCUCAAGCACUUCGACACGUCAAAGCAGACACUCUACGGCGUGGGCAAGCUGUACGUCUCCAGAACCGCGAAGGUUUCGGAUCUAUAUCCCUUGAUCAACGAGCGUAUGCGAUGGGCACCAGAGACGCCGUUAAAGCUUUAUGAGGAAAUCAAACCCGGCAUGAUCGAGCUCAUGAAGCCCAAGAUGACUUUCGCGCAGAGCGAAAUCCAGGAUGGUGACAUCAUUUGCUUCCAGGUUGACAUGCCGGAGAAAGAGUUCCACGACCUCGAGAUCCAGGGUCUUUACUCGAACCCCAUCCAAUAUUAUGACUUCCUGCAAAACCGGGUGAUGAUUGCGUUCCGGCCGAAGUUCGAAGAACCGAGCAAGGACUGUCCUGAGUUCAGCCUCAUCCUCAGCAAGAAGCAGAACUACGACGUCAUGUCGACGAAAGCCGGCGAGUACCUCCGGCACGACCCGAUCAAGCUCCGCUUCACGACCACGCACUCGAACGGCUCGGCCAAAGCGGUGCUCAAACGCUCGUUGAAUCCGUCCAUCUCGGAGAUCAUGCAACCGAACUACGUGAGCCCGUCGACGACGACGAUUUUGUACGAGAAGCUCGACGUGAGCAUCGUCGAGCUCGAGACGAAGCGCUCGCUCAAGGUGACCUGGACCGGGAUUCACAACAAGGAAGAGUCGACGCAUCCGUUCCUGCUGCCGAAGACGAGCAGCGUGUUCGAGCUCGCGGACCAGAUCGCGAAGCUCGUCACGCUCACGCCGAACGGUACGGGAAAGAUAAGGGUGUUCGAGGUGUCGAGGGACGGCAAACAGCAGAAGGAGUUCACCGGAUCAGAGAUGAUCGGGAACUUCCCUGAUCCUGUCGAGCUCUUUGCUGAGGAAAUACCUCGGGAGGAAGCGGAAGCGGACGAGAAUGACAAGGUCAUUAGUGUCUUCCACUUCUCUAAGGAUGUCUCGCGAACCCAUGGUGUCCCCUUCAAGUUCGUCGUCAAGCCGGGCGAGAGAUUCUCGGAGACGAAGAAGCGUUUGCAGGCGCGCAUUGGUGUAUCAGACAAGGAAUUCGCGAAAUACCGAUUCGCCCUUAUCCAAGUGGCGACGUUCAAGCAGCCCUCGUUCAUCGAAGACGAGGACAUCAUCUACGACCACAAGUUCGCGCCCGAAGACUGCCUCGGCUUGGACCACGUCGACAAGUCGGGCAAGACGCGUGGGGGCUCGGGCGAGAAGGCGAUCGUCAUCCGGGGCUGAGGCACAAAGUCGCUUCGCAACGCUGGAAUAUCAUCGCUACCGAGGAAUACGUCUAAUGUGCUCUUGGCUCUUCGCCCGUCCUGCGACCUGUUUUGCUCGAAUCGUCGGAAGAGGGCUGUGUGGGACUGACAGACGAACGAUCGAACCGGGAACGCGCUCUGGCAAACACGUAUCCCCUUACUCUACAGUCGGCUCGCUUCAUUUUCUCAGAUUAUGUUAUCACUGUACUGUCGCCCGCAUGUCCCAAGUUUUUCUCAAACCUGUAAAAUGGAGUGGUUGGCCCCGG